AGAAAACCAGUAAGCAUGUUGAUGGACCGCGUGGACGGGCCGUUCAGGCUGGAGCUCGAGUUCAUCGGCGUCGUCAAGGACUGGACACACCGAGAAAAGUUCGCCUACGAGACAUACGUCAUCCCGAUGUGGAACACGGCCGGCAUG
This is a messenger RNA of Mesorhabditis spiculigera, 147 nucleotides long. NCBI's taxonomy places the organism in Eukaryota, Metazoa, Nematoda, Chromadorea, Rhabditida, Rhabditidae. The record is from the annotation of a GenBank genome assembly.